Molecule: messenger RNA, 4448 nt
Organism: Gavialis gangeticus (Gharial)
Lineage: Eukaryota; Metazoa; Chordata; Crocodylia; Gavialidae
Gene: LGR6
Product: leucine rich repeat containing G protein-coupled receptor 6
Exons: 18
Coding region: 143-3037 (964 amino acids)
Biological process (GO): G protein-coupled receptor signaling pathway
Cellular component (GO): membrane
Molecular function (GO): protein binding; protein-hormone receptor activity
Source: RefSeq, a predicted model, not a curated record
UCAACAAUGCCUUCCCUUCACUAGCUACAUCUUUACUACACUUAGGGCUGCAGUGUCUGCUGUGUUUAAAGCAGUCAGAUCACCAUUUCAUACGUGCAGCUCUAAGCUCAGAGGGACAGGGCGAGGGAGAGACUCCCAGCUCAUGUGGGCUGCAGCUGUGACAAGGAUGGACAGACUGCUUUUCUGGUGCACUCUUCUGGCCUCCUCUGCCACUUUCCAGGCAGUGUCCAUGGAGCAAGGUGCUGUGCCCUCGUGCCCACCUCAGUGCCACUGUGAAGAAGAUGGCAUAAUGCUCUCAGUGGAUUGCUCAGAGCUGGGACUCUCUGAAGUCCCUGCUAACUUGAGUCCUCUAACGGCUUACCUUGAUCUGAGCAUGAACAACAUUAGCGAACUGCAGCCCAACACUUUUCAUCAUAUGCGCUUCCUGGGGGAGCUGCGCCUCUCUGGAAACCAGCUCUUCAGGAUCCCAGGGGAAGCCUUUUCUGGCCUCUACAGUUUGAAGAUUUUGAUGCUGCAGAACAACCAGCUCAGACGGAUCCCUGCAGAGGCACUGAGGGAUCUUCCAAACCUCCAGUCUCUACGCCUGGAUGCAAACCUUAUCUCUCUGGUGCCAGAGAAGAGCUUUGAGGGACUGCCAUCCUUACGUCACCUGUGGCUGGAUGAUAACGCUCUGACCGAGAUCCCUGUCCAAGCUCUCAACAACCUUCCAGCCCUGCAGGCCAUGACGCUGGCUCUCAACCAAAUUGGGCACAUUCCUGACUAUGCCUUCCAGAAUCUCAGCAGUCUCGUGGUGCUUCACCUCCACAACAACCGAAUCCAGAGCCUGGGGACCAAUGGCUUUGAAGGCCUGCACAGCCUGGAAACUUUGGACCUGAACUACAAUGAGCUGUUGGAAUUCCCUGUGGCCAUCAGGACCUUGGGCCGACUGCAGGAGCUGGGUUUCCAUAACAACAACAUCAAGGCUAUUCCAGAGAAGGCAUUUGUUGGGAACCCGUUACUCCAAACCAUACAUUUUUAUGGCAAUCCUAUCCAGUUUGUUGGACAGUCCACUUUCCAGUUCUUGCCAAAGCUGCACACCCUGUCCCUAAAUGGAGCAACAGACAUCAGAGAAUUCCCAGACCUUAAAGGAACUACCAGCCUAGAAAUAUUGACCUUGACCCGGGCAGGGAUUCAUUUGCUUCCCAGAGGGAUGUGCCAGCAACUACCCAGCCUCCGAGUCCUUGAACUCUCUCACAACCAAAUAGAAGAGCUGCCCAGUUUCCACAGGUGUCAGCAGCUAGAAGAAAUCGGCCUCCAGCACAAUAGGGUCCGUGAAAUCAGAGCAGACACCUUUGGGCAGUUAAUGGCCUUGCGCUCCAUAGACCUAAGCUGGAAUUGCAUCCACUUCAUCCAUCCUGAGGCCUUUGUGACCCUCCACUCACUCACCAAGCUAGACUUGACUGACAACCAGCUGGUCACCUUGCCACUGGAUGGUUUGGGUGGCCUAACCCAUCUGAAGCUCCAAGGCAACCCUGCACUAUCUGAGCCCUUCACCAAGGAAAGUUUCCCCAAAAUGAGAGUCCUAGAGGUGCCCUACGCUUACCAGUGUUGCGCCUAUGGAGCCUGCAGCAAUUUCUUUAAGCUAUCCAAUCAGUGGGAAGCAGAAGACAUGAACCCUGAGGAUGAGGACCUCCACAAGAGGACAGUGGGAUUUUUUCCUGGUCACGCCGAUAACCACUAUGACCUAGACAUAGAUGACUUCCAGCUGGAGCUUGAGGAGUCAAAGCUGCACCCCACUAUUCAGUGCACCCCCAGCCCUGGUCCCUUCAAGCCCUGCGAUCACUUGUUUGAGAGCUGGGUCAUCCGCCUGGGUGUCUGGGCCAUUGUGCUGGUCUCAGUGCUGUGCAAUGGGCUGGUUGUCUUAGCCAUCUUCGCCUCACCUGGUUACCUCUCACCAGUCAAGUUUGUCAUUGGCUCCAUAGCUGGGGCUAACAUGCUGACAGGCAUUUACUGCAGUAUGCUGGCCUUCGUUGAUGCCCUGACAUAUGGGCAGUUUGCCAAGUACGGUGCCAGGUGGGAGACAGGCGUGGGCUGCAGGGUGACAGGGUUCAUGUCCGUGUUUGCCUCAGAGACUGCCGUCCUCCUGCUGACCCUGGCUGCUGUGCAGUGUAGCAUUUCAGUCUCUGGCAUCCGAGUGUAUGGAAAGUCACCCUCCUUCAGCAGUGUCAAGGCAGCUGCCCUGUGCUGCCUGGUGCUGGCUUCUAUGGCUGCAGCACUGCCUCUCUUCUCUGUUGGCGAAUAUGGAGCAUCUCCUCUCUGCCUCCCAUAUCCCAUCCCAGAUGGUAAAUCUUCAACUUUAGGCUUCAUGGUGGCCCUGGUAAUGAUGAACACACUCUGCUUUCUGAUCAUCACUGGCACCUACAUCUGGCUCUACUGCAACCUACUCAAAGGGGAGCUUGACACCAUCUGGGACUGUGCUAUGAUCAAGCACGUAGCCUGGUUGAUCUUCACCAACUGCCUCCUCUACUGCCCGGUGGCCUUUCUCACCUUCUCCUCCAUGCUCAACCUCUUCCUCAUCACUCCUGAGGUCAUCAAAUCUGUCCUGCUAGUGGUGCUGCCCUUGCCAGCCUGCCUAAACCCCCUGCUUUACCUGCUCUUCAAUCCUCACUUCAGAGAUGACCUGCGCCUGCUGAGACAAAAAGGCCAGGGCAAGGAAAGAUGCUCCCAGUCCUACGCCUCCGAUGACAUGGAGAAGAGCUCAUAUGACUCCACCCAAGCUCUAGUGACCUUCUCCGACAUGGACCAUAUGUUUGAGGCUCCUGACACCCUCAGCGUGCACCCCAUUCUGGAGACAUACAGUUUCCCCUCCAUGACUCUCAUCCCCUGCCAGCAAAGGAUGGGUACCAGAGGAAAAGAGAGAAGCUACUCAGCCCACCACCCCUGCCUGAAUGAUGAUGAGCUGUUAAUUGCCUCAGAGAGCAGAGACCCAGCCAGCAGCAGUCUCCGGAUAGACUUCUUCCCCUCCCCACCCACGCCAUCCUAUACCUCUCACUUAUAAACUACAAAGUGGCCAUGCAGAGCAGCCCCCUGCCCAAAGAACUGAGAAGGAGCCCCAGCUUGGGGCAGCCAGCAGGGCAGGAGACAGGCUGCUUCACAUAAGGUAUCAAUACACCCCACCAUCACGUAACUGUUGUUAGCACCAGCAUGGUAAGCCUGACAUUGCACAUAGAAGGGCCCUGCAUGAGCUGCCAUGCCAGAGGCUCAAGGGCCUUGAGACUGAGACUCCUGCAUGAGUGUAAAAGGAAUCACCCUUUCUCUUGCUUGCAAAUACAUGCGGGGAACCCACUAGCUAAGGGCAUGUGUCACAGAAACUUUCCUCCCAGGGGUGCCCCAGUCAUGGCCGUAGCAUGACAAGGCAGAAAAAACAUCUAAGGAGAGCAUAAAUGUGUGGCAAAGAACCCAGACACGUCCCCAAGGGAAUGGUAGAGUAGGAGCUCUCCAGAGACCAGAGGCAGUGCCAUGGCCACAGAGCUUGCCCUGCUGCCCUCCGACACAGUGCCUACCCAUACCAACUUUGACAGGGCAGCUCUGAAGCUAGCCCAGCACUCUGUCCUAAUCGCCAAGUCCCCUGGUAGAAGUGUCCUGGGAGAGGAAGGGGGAGGGUACAGAAGAGCCAACAAGUGGGAGGGAAGCGGCAGUAGACAGAAAAUGUAGCUGCCUGGCAGUAGUGGGAUGGAACUGAGGCCACUGCAGGUUGUAUAAUUCAUGUGCUCAGCACCGCACAGUGCCCCAGGAAGCUGGUCAGUACCUUCCCCAUUGUACAGGCAGGAAUUCCAAGACUGAUCAUGCAGGUAAAUAGUUUUUUGGUUUUUUUUUAAAUAGCUGCAGUGCUUCAUUACCUCCAUUUUGGGAGCACAGUUUGGGAUACCUGGAAGUCAGAACAGUGGUGAAUGCCCCCAAAACAGAGGUACACAAAUCCAAGAGAUGUGGCUUUAGAGACAUGGCUGUGUGUGCCUUGUUCAGAGGACCACAGCAAGUCACCUGGGAGCCAGUACUGGAACUUAGGACUCCAUGUCCCCUGGGGUAACACCCCAGACCAAGCUGCCUCCGUACUCUGGAGCCGGACAGUGUUUGAUAUGGGGAUUUUGCUGAGAGCUACAAGGUAUUGGGUCAGUGUAAAGAAAAUAAUACUAAGGGAAUAGACUACUCCCAACCUGUGCCCUUGUCACCCCAGCACCUCCCACCUGAGAAGUUUUCAGUGCUAGGUUUCUUGUCCUCCAUGUACCAUGGCAGGACAGGAGGAUGCGUUUCUCCUUCCCUCCCUGCUGAGCAACAAAUCUGGAAGGAAUGGGGGUGUGGGAGUGGUGAGCAACAGAGCAGAAUGACAAAGUCAGGAGGCUACUGGGAACAUUUACAGAUCGGCUCAGUGAAGCUCAAGGACCUCCCUGAAACUAAGCAUGCUGGCCCAC